AUGGUGAACUGGCUCAGUCUCGCCGUGCCUUUGGCCUACUUGGGUCACACCUCCAACGUGAUAUUUAUUUCUCACUCCUCCACCUCGACCCCUCCUCCGAAUCCGAGAAAAAGACCCCCCAAUGUCCCCGAGUCCGUUCAGAAGGCUGCGCUCCUGCGCCGCGCGACGGAGGAUAUCCGCCGCGUCAUGACUCUGCGUAACCAGAAGCAAGCUCUCUCGGUACUUCUCCAGCGCGGCAGUGUCGGCGAUGACCUGUGGCAGCGAUUCAUGCGGGCUGAGAAGGAGAUGGAGGAGGAGGUGCGCGAUGUUGUUUCCGAGGCAAACGCCUACACUCCCAACUGGGGCCAGACAAUCUUCCAAUCCGCCAACGAAAUGAUGAACAACGAAAUCUACCGCCAAAGAAUCAAGGAGCAUGAGGAAAAGCUCGAUGAGGAGCGCGUUUGGUGGGAGAAGAAGCGCACCAGCGUGAAGGAGAGCUUCAUGAAGGAACUGAAUGAGGAUGAGACUCUGUCACCACAGACCCAGACCCCCGCCGCUAAGACUUCUGAGACCGCCACGCCCGCGAAAGCGGCAGCUUCGGUACAGGGUAGUGAUGAUGAUGCAGUAUUGGUUGAGGCAGAUCCGUCGAGUAACCAGGCUUCGCCGAGUGGUGGGAAGAAGAAGAAGGGCAAGGGCAAGAAAUAA
Messenger RNA from Penicillium waksmanii, 684 nucleotides. RefSeq names its product Sec63 complex subunit SEC66. NCBI's taxonomy places the organism in Eukaryota, Fungi, Ascomycota, Eurotiomycetes, Eurotiales, Aspergillaceae. Gene Ontology annotation, cellular component: Sec62/Sec63 complex. The record is from RefSeq and is a predicted model, not a curated record. Gene Ontology annotation, biological process: post-translational protein targeting to membrane, translocation. Bases 1 to 684 code for a protein of 227 amino acids. The transcript is spliced from 3 exons.